AUGAAUACCAUUGAAUGCCUUUUUAUUUCAACCUUGGUGUUGAGUUUUUUUAUUACACCAAACAAUUGCUUGUCGUUCGAUCCUUAUUAUGUUCAUAUCACCAGUCAAUUGAGCCACGGAAAAACUUUGCUUUUGCAUUGUCAAUCUAAAGACAACGAUCUUCAUGUUCAGUAUCUAAAACCCAACGCAACAUUUUCGUGGCACUUUAAGUUAAAUGUUUUCGAAUCUACGCUCUUUUGGUGCUACAUGGCUCCCGACGAUCAUCAUCAUGCCGAUUUUAAAGUUUUUUACGUCAAUUCACGUUUUCUUCAAAAAUGUAACAGUAAUAACGAAUUCUUUUGGAUUAUUAAAGAUGAAGGAGCUUAUGUCAAAAAUAUUCCUAAAGGUAUUGAUGACUUUCAGCAUGAAUGGGAAUCAAAUUAA
This is a messenger RNA of Mercurialis annua (annual mercury), 423 nucleotides long. RefSeq names its product S-protein homolog 74-like. The record is from RefSeq and is a predicted model, not a curated record. Bases 1 to 423 code for a protein of 140 amino acids. NCBI's taxonomy places the organism in Eukaryota, Viridiplantae, Streptophyta, Magnoliopsida, Malpighiales, Euphorbiaceae. The transcript has a single exon.